GGUUGUUUUUUGGCCGGGAAAAGGAAAAAUGGCAGAAAGCUGAAGAGUCGGCUAGAUAUAGAAUGGCGUUAGGGUUAGGAUUGGAGGAAUUUGAAUGGAGUGGCUUGCAUUUCGCGAAUAUUUCUUUCGCUCUAAGCUCAUGGAGGCGACCACGUCAACCGCAAUCGAACAAUCUCUGCUUUCUCUCUAUUUAUCUCUCCACAUUCUAUAUACAGUGUGCCUCUAUAUAUAUCGAUUUAAUCUAUAUUUGGAGAGAUUGGGUAGGUUUGGCCGGAAUCAUAGCUGUAUCCGUCCAGACAGAUAGAGCUUAUUAUGGGAGGCCUCAAAUUCAGAGCAUAAUUCGGUCAUAUAAGUCUCUCUCUCUCCCGCAAUACUGUCUCAUAGUUCAGGGUCCAUUGUCAUCUGGGAUUCUCUCCUUGCAGCAUUCAUAAUCAUCAUCAUUUGUCUCGCUCUCUGGCUUCCAUCAAACACAUUUCCUUCAAGUCUUGUGGAAAUUGCAAGGUCAUAACCUCUGGCAUUUUGGUAUGAUUGCUUGAUUUCCUUGCACUUCUGGCAUCCAACUUGAGUUCCUGCAAACUACAGACAUGAGUGACACUAUGUCUGGGCCUAUUAAGCCAGGUCUCGAAAGAUCUGGUGCUGAGAACUCUGAGGAUGAGAGAAAAACAAGAAUUGGGUCUCUCAAGAAGAAGGCAAUUAGUGCCUCGACAAAAUUUAGGCAUUCUUUGACAAGGAAGGGUAGGCGAAAUAGUAAAGUUAUGUCCGUUGCAUUUGAUGAUGAGCAUGAUGCAGAGGAAUCCAAGGCAGUGGAUGCAUUGCGUCAAGCUCUUAUAUUGGAAGAAUUGCUACCUUCAAAACAUGAUGAUUAUCACAUGAUGCUGAGAUUUUUGAAGGCCAGGAAAUUUGACAUUGAGAAAACAAAGCAAAUGUGGGCUGAUAUGAUCCAGUGGAGAAAGGACUUUGGUGCUGACACGCUCAUGGAGGAGUUUGAUUUCAAGGAAAAACACGAGGUCCUUGAGUACUACCCACAAGGACAUCAUGGGGUUGAUAAGGAUGGACGGCCUGUUUAUAUUGAAAGACUAGGCAAAAUUGAUCCAACCAAGCUUCUGCAAGUGACAACAAUAGAGCGAUACUUGAACUACCAUGUGCAAGAGUUUGAGAGGACCUUUGCUGUGAAGCUGCCUGCCUGUUCAAUUGCAGCAAAAAGGCACAUUGAUCAGAGCACUACUAUUCUGGAUGUUCAGGGAGUGGGACUUAAACAUUUUAGUAAAACUGCAAGGGAACUUAUUCAGCGCAUCCAAAAGAUUGACGGUGACAAUUAUCCUGAGACCCUCUGCCGUAUGUACAUAAUCAAUGCAGGUCCUGGAUUUAGGAUGCUAUGGAACACUGUUAAAACUUUCCUUGAUCCCAAGACCACUGCAAAGAUUCAAGUUCUGGGCAACAAAUAUCAGAGCAAAUUGCUUGAAGUCAUUGAUGCCAGUGAGCUACCAGACUUUUUGGGUGGUACAUGUACUUGUGCAGACAGAGGUGGCUGUAUGCGUUCUGAUAAGGGCCCAUGGAAUGAUCCAGACAUAUUGAAGAUGGUUCACAAUGGUGAAGCCAGAUGUUCAAAGAAAACUUUGAUUCUAUCCAAUGAUGAGAAGACAAUUUCUGAGGAUGAGAGUGCCAACCAAAAGAGUGUGAAGAAAUGCCACUCUUUCAACUCAGACGCAGAGGUGGAAGAUAUACGAUGUCACUCACCCAGGGUUCACAGAGAGUACGCAGCACAUCCACAACUUUCUCCUGUUCGUGAAGAAGCUAAUCGCUACCCACAUGACAACUUUGUUCCAAUGGUUGACAAGGCUGUGGAUGCAACUUGGACCAAAGCUCUGCAAAGUGACAAACUCACUUUGUCCAAAGGGAAAGAUUGUUUUCCCUUGGACAAUGCUCCCAAGCCUUCUCCUGGAAUAAGCAAUCAUAUUUUCACUGGGCUAAUGACCUUUAUUGCUGGCAUUGUCACUGUGGUCCGAUUGACUCGCAACAUGCCAAGGAAGCUUACUGAUGCCACCCUCUACUCGAGCUCCAUGUUUGGUGCUGACCCAAUGAUGAAAUCCCAAUUACCAGCAUCGAUGAUCUCAAGCACUGAAUAUAUGUCCAUGAUGAAACGAAUGGCUGAAAUGGAGGACAAGGUGACUUUUCUUAUCAACCAACCUGCAACUAUGCCACCCGAGAAAGAGGAAAUGCUCAAUGCUGCCCUAAAUCGCGUUGAUGUACUGGAGCAAGAGCUUUUAGCAACCAAGAAGGCUCUGGAGGAUGCCAUCGUUCGGCAAGGGGAGCUACUUGCCUACAUCGAGAAGAAGAAGAAGAAGAAGAAGUUCUUCGUUUUCUAAUUGCAGAACCAUCUGAAUUAACAAGCAGAUGUGUGAAACCUGUUCAACUCGACCAUGACAAGCUCCGGACACCAUAAAAUAUCCUGGUACGAUGUAAUUGUGAUCGUUCUAAUGACACUGGCGGCUACAUUGAUUUUUAUCCCUAAAUAACUUUACCUAAUUCUAUACUUGAGUUGGUGUUUGCUUUGGUGAACUUCUCAAAACAAAUCAGUCUUGUGACGUUGGGUUACCCUGGAUGAUGAGUAUUGGUUUGCCCUUUUAUAUUUCGGUCUUGAGGUGCCAUCUAAGGCCACCCAGUAUUCUUCAGUGGUGGUGGUGUCAUCUGCCCUGCUCUUUUCUGCUUGGAAAAAUAUGUAGCCACUUCAACUAUGUUUGUUUUUUGAAGUAAAGCAUUUUUUGGUAAAAUGUUU
This is a messenger RNA of Diospyros lotus (date-plum), 2776 nucleotides long. Its product is annotated as phosphatidylinositol/phosphatidylcholine transfer protein SFH3-like. The coding region runs from base 585 to 2366 and encodes 593 amino acids. NCBI's taxonomy places the organism in Eukaryota, Viridiplantae, Streptophyta, Magnoliopsida, Ericales, Ebenaceae. The transcript has 14 exons. The record is from RefSeq and is a predicted model, not a curated record.